Molecule: messenger RNA, 2185 nt
Organism: Uloborus diversus
Lineage: Eukaryota; Metazoa; Arthropoda; Arachnida; Araneae; Uloboridae
Gene: GTPBP1
Product: GTP-binding protein 1-like
Exons: 11
Coding region: 262-2091 (609 amino acids)
Biological process (GO): translational elongation
Molecular function (GO): translation elongation factor activity; GTPase activity; GTP binding
Source: RefSeq, a predicted model, not a curated record
AUUGUAGUUCUAGGUCUAGGUUUUACUUUCGUUGCUUUAAUGGUGGCACAGUAAGCACAAGUGACACGUUGCGUGUUUUGAAAAUCUAUACCAGGAUCGCACAUGUAGUGUCCAAGCAACUUAGCCGAAAGUUUCAUCAUCUAUUGAUAAAAAUUUAAAAGAUAAACCCCAAAAGGGAUGAUGAAAUUCUCUACAGUAAUUCAAUGCAACUCGCUGCAUUUUGCAGUAAUUUCUAUGCUACAGUUUGUGUAAUCAUUAAGUAUGGCUGCAGUAGUGGAUCAAACACCUAAUACUGUGAAGACUUUAAAUGAAAUUUUUCAUGAAGAUGAAAAUCAUGUCCCCGAAAAAAAAGUAAAUGAUGAUGAUGUUGUUUCCAGUUUGAACGACAAGAAUGUUUUGGUGAGCCCAACUGCAGAGGAGUUUGAUGCUCUUAUUCAGAGGCUCUCUAUCAGACUUGAAAAUGGACAUGGUGAAGUUAUCUACAAUGUUGGAACUGGAGAGGAUGGAGGCUGUGGACUUUCAGAAGAAGAGAUGGCAGCUUCUGUUGCAACUUUGGAAAGUAUGGCCUCUACUUUAGAAGCUGAUUGUGUGCUGUUACGAAAGCACAAAGUCGAAAAUGGUGAUGUUUCAGAAUAUCUUGUUCGAAAGAGAGCGAAAGACAAUGACUUUGUUGAAGUGAGGGUGGCUGUGAUUGGAAAUGUUGAUGCAGGUAAAAGUACCCUUUUGGGUGUUCUUACGCAUGGUGAAUUAGAUAACGGUAGAGGAUUUGCUCGUCAAAAAUUAUUUCGUCACAAGCAUGAAAUGGAGUCAGGGCGAACAUCUAGUGUAGGAAAUGAUAUUCUAGGAUUUGAUAGCUGUGGAAACGUGGUCAAUAAACCAGAUAGUCAUGGUGGACAGUUGGAUUGGGUAAAAAUUUGUGAAGCAGCAUCUAAAGUCAUUACGUUUAUUGACUUAGCUGGACAUGAACGUUACUUAAAAACUACUAUCUUUGGCAUGACUGGUCAUAUUCCAGACUUCACAAUGUUAAUGGUUGGUGCAAACGCUGGAAUUGUGGGAAUGACUAAGGAACAUUUGGGUCUUGCUUUAGCUCUGAAUGUUCCCGUUUUUGUAGUUGUGACAAAGAUUGAUAUGUGUCCAGAAAAUGUAUUGUGUGAUACAAUGAAACUUCUGGUGCGUAUUCUUAAAUCACCAGGGUGUCGAAAAAUACCUGUAAUUGUUCAUUGUGAAGAUGAUGUCAUUGUGUCAGCAACAAAUUUUGUUUCUGAAAGGCUGUGUCCCAUAUUUCAAGUUUCCAAUGUUACUGGGGAAAAUCUGGAUUUACUGAAAAUGUUUAUGAAUUUACUUUCAACGAGGAUGCCAAAUUCAGAUUCUGAGCCAGCUGAAUUUCAGAUUGAUGACACAUACUCUGUUCCUGGUGUAGGCACGGUAGUAUCAGGAACAACACUAAAAGGAACCAUUAGAUUAAACGACACUCUAAUGUUAGGUCCUGACCCUCUUGGGCACUUUCAAGCUGUUGCUGUGAAGUCUAUUCAUAGGAAACGAAUGCCUGUCAAGGAAGUCAGAAGUGGACAAACAGCAUCUUUUGCAUUAAAAAAGAUUCGACGUUCUGAUAUUAGGAAAGGUAUGGUGAUGGUCUCUCCAGCUCUAAAUCCUGAAGCAUAUUGGGAAUUUAAGGGUGAAAUUUUGGUUCUUCACCAUCCCACCACAAUCAGUCCAAGAUAUCAAGCCAUGGUUCACUGUGGAAGUAUAAGACAGACUGCAUCAAUUCUUAGCAUGUCCAUGGAUUGCCUACGAACUGGUGAUAAAGCUCUGGUUCAUUUUCGUUUCAUCAAAAAUCCCGAGUAUCUCCGCAUUGGCAUGAGGAUGGUUUUUCGUGAAGGUCGUACUAAGGCUGUUGGUAACAUUGUUUUGCUGCUUCCAAAUGCAACACCCUCUAACAUGAUCAUGCGUUCGAAGCCAAACAAAAUGAGGCCAUCAUCAUCCAGUCCCACCGAAAAUAUUGGAAAACCAGAAAAUGAGCCGAGGAAGCCCAGCAAAAGAAGCAGGGGGCGGCAUCGAGGGAAUCGUCCUUUUGUACGAAUUCCUGUGUAGAUAUCAUCUCAAAUUGUAAUUUCAUUGGCUAUGCAAUUAGUUCAAAUGCACAAUAUUCAUUGUAUGUUUUGAACAUAAACUAUUUUACUUUGAA